AUGUCUACAAUAGCAAACGCAAUAAAUAAUUCCACACAAUUAGUUCGUACUAAUUGGACAGAUAUUAAUUCAAUAACAUCAUCUCCAACAAAUUCCAAUUCUAGUACAAUUAAUACUUCUGUAAUUCCAUCAUCUAUAUCAAAUCAAAAUAAUAGUAUAAAUUCUAUAAUUAAAUCUCCAAUACCAAUUCAUAAUAAUGAUCAAACAACUCAAUCAAUGGCAUUAGAACGAACAAUUCAAACAUAUCCAUUAACUAAUUAUACAUUUGGUACAAAAGAUCCAUUAUAUGAACGUGAUAGUUCUGUACAAGCACGAUUUCAACGUAUGCGUGAAGAAUUUACAACAAUGGGCAUGAGACGUAGUGUUGAAGCUGCUUUAUUAGUACAUGAACAUAAUUUACCUCAUAUACUUCUUCUACAAUUAGGAACAACAUUUUUUAAAUUACCUGGUGGUGAACUUAAUCCAGGUGAAGAUUCAAUGGAAGGUCUUAAACGUUUAUUAAAUGAAACAUUAGGUCGACCAGAUGCUAUGCAACAAAAUAAUUGGCUUAUCGAAGAUGUUAUUGGUAAUUGGUGGCGUCCAAAUUUCGAAGCACCACGUUAUCCAUAUGUUCCUGCUCAUAUAACAAAACCAAAAGAACAUAUUCGUUUAUAUCUUGUUCAACUUGGUGAAUCAUCUAUGUUUGCUGUACCACGUAAUUAUAAAUUAGUAGCUGCACCUUUAUUUGAAUUAUAUGAUAAUGCCUCAGGUUAUGGACCAAUUAUCUCAAGUUUACCACAAGCAUUGAGUCGAUUUAAUUUUAUUUAUAAUUAA
Rotaria sordida is the source of this 813-nucleotide messenger RNA. The record is from the annotation of a GenBank genome assembly. NCBI's taxonomy places the organism in Eukaryota, Metazoa, Rotifera, Eurotatoria, Philodinida, Philodinidae.